This is a messenger RNA of Cladophialophora psammophila CBS 110553, 1176 nucleotides long. RefSeq lists its product as uncharacterized. The record is from RefSeq and is a predicted model, not a curated record. NCBI's taxonomy places the organism in Eukaryota, Fungi, Ascomycota, Eurotiomycetes, Chaetothyriales, Herpotrichiellaceae. Bases 1 to 1176 code for a protein of 391 amino acids. The transcript is spliced from 5 exons.
AUGGCCCCCUCAAAGCCGUUGGGAGUUAUAUCUCCCGAAGAUCAAACCGGCCUGAUCCUCAUUUUGACCGCAUUGUCACUCUGCUUCGUUCUUGUCGCCUUUGCAAUCCGCCUCUAUAUUCGAGUUCCCCAGAGAUUGUGGAAGCGGGAUGACCACGUUUUGACAGCUGCCACAGUCCUAACGCCCUUUUGGGUCUUCUCCAUUGUUCAGACAUCGCUCGUCUUCUACGCCGUUCAUCUGGGCCUGGGACAGCAGAAGGUAUUCGAGGGCCAUUCGCCCAACAGCGAUUUGGUCAAGAAGUACUAUUUUACCAAUGACUUCUUCUACCUCAUCGUUCUGCUUUUCUCCAAGCUGGCUGUUUGCUUUCUCUUCCUACGGUUGACGCGCCGGCGAGGACAUAUCAUCGCAAUCUACACGACCAUCGGGCUCUGCGGUGGCUGGUUUCUGCUGUCCAUCCUUUUGAUCAGUAUUGGCUCUUCAUGGGACCGGGCCUUUUCCACGCCGUUUGGCAGGUGGCUCGCUGUCGGCAUCACGGAUUCAAUUACGGAGCUGAUCUUUGUCCUGUUCGCGGCUUUCCUGGUCAGCGACCUGCGUAUGAGCAAGGUUCAGAAAGCCACUGUGGUGUUUGCAUUUGCUCUUCGGCUUCUGGCGGUCCCUGCCUGCGGAAUCCGUCUGUACUACCUCGACCCUUCCACUUUGUCCGGUAACCGCAACCUGGCCCUCUCGUUGGCCAUAGUCUGCACGCAGAUCCAACUUGGCUACGGGGUGAUGGCAGCCUCAAUCACUGUCUUGAAGCCUUUCAUGGCCGUCUACGAGAAGCCCAUGGGCUACACGGGCUAUUCCAACCAUCCGGCCAAGGGCUACGCGACCAACAACAGCGGGCACCUGUCUUUCAAGAUGCAGCCCGUUUCACGGUCCGAAAAGGUCAUGCCGGAUGGAUUAGCCUCGCAUGCAGUGAAUUUCGACCCUAACCAACCCACAUUCUCGUCGCGCAUCCCAACAGCGCAGAAGGAGAAGAAAGGAAGCAACGGACACGAAAAGAGUGACAGCAUACACAGCCAUGACAGUCGGCGCUUGAUUAUUGAGCGCAAGACGGAUUGGUCUAUCAGGUAUGAAGAGGCGGAGAGCCACAAGAGCAAUUUCAGCGAGGGUGCUGCAUCUGUCUCUGAUCGUUGA